GCCACAGCCACAUCAGCCCAUUUCAAGCCACUCGACUCGGCGUGAGUCUGUUUACCCAAGCGAUGGCGGAAGCUCCUGUGCUGGACUCGACUGCCAAGGCGGCGGCGCCUGCGCCCCCGCUGCCACCUGACCCCGUGCCCGGGGUGCCCCUGGCGCCGCCGCUCGGGGCGCCGGCGCCGCCGCUCGGGGCGCCGGCGCCGCCCCCGGCGCCCACCAUAGCUGGGGUCCCGGCGCCACAGGCGGACCCCAACCACAUCGAUCCCGCCUGGGAGGUGCCCACUUCCGACGAGACGGCCUUGCCGCGGGAGGAUGACGGGGAGAGCUGGCUGGAGCUCCUGCGAGACGGCUACUUUCGCCAGAUCCGGGAGGAGAACGAGUACAAGCAGCCUCCUCCAUUCCCCCGAGCUAUGCAUUUCGCCGCCGUCCCCGGGCAUCCGUUGCCGGAGAACAAGUAUCCUCGGCAGGCCCUGGACUUGCAGCGCUCGAUGUUGGCGAAGUUUAGGCCGGAUCCUGUGAACCCGGGCAAGGGCAAGCACAAGGGCGGCUUCUCGGGUAUGGACAUGAUGUACGGCUGGGGCGAUGGGUGGAGCGACUGGGACUGGGGCUGGGGCAUGGGCUGGGGCAUGAAAGGCGGCUUCAAGGGAAAGGGUGGUAUGGGAAAGAAAGGCAUGCCGUACUGAGCAGCAUGCACUA
This is a messenger RNA of Effrenium voratum, 693 nucleotides long. NCBI's taxonomy places the organism in Eukaryota, Dinophyceae, Suessiales, Symbiodiniaceae. The record is from the annotation of a GenBank genome assembly.